AUGGAAGAAUCACCACAAAGUGUCGGAGAAACUAACAAUCACAACAUUGUUAUUGGUGCUACUGGCUCUACUAUCGCUGAUUGUAUAGAAAUACUCGAUGAUAAUGACAUAUCAUUGCAGACAAAUCAAAGUGUGAAUAUUCAGAGAAAUGAAAGUAUAGAGCUUGAAGAAGAGGCUGACACUGAUCCCGACAAGAUUAUGUACGAAAUCCCAGUUUAUCUCUCCCAAAAACUCUCAAACAAACUCUUUAUAGUUCAACACCCUGUCCGGCCACGCGCAAACCCAUAUAUAGGUAAAAACACACCACGCGAAGCGCGUUUCAAGCCACAUUCGCAAAAGCUCGAACUUGAUAUCCCACUACAAACCACAUCCCAAUGGUAUGAUCGGGAUAGAGGUGCAGAAUUAGCGUUGGGACUUAAUGAUAAAGAAGCUAGAACAAUUUACGAUCGUACAUGGAAACUUGAUCAAUAUGAUGGAUUAUUAGACAAACAAACAUUGCAGUCUACUGUUGUUCCACCACAAGCAACUUAUUGGAUGGGAACGAUGAAGAAUAACGCCCUUCACUUGACACCUGUUCAUGCAACAUUACAAUUACGCCCAGGAUUAAAAUAUCAUGACAAGAUUGAUGAAAAAAAUAGAAAUGCUAAUAAAAAGGCUCAAGUUCUUGAAGAAGAAGAUAGUAUUAAUGAAUUAAAAAGUUCCCGAAUGGCGUCUGAUGAACAAAGCAUUGUUUCCAACAAAGUUAGAGGACCUGGAAAGGGAAAAGUUCCUAUGAAUGCUAUUACGGAUAAAAACACGGAUAAAUCAUUGCUUAAGAAAAACGCCCGUCCAAAAUUACAACGAAUAGGAGAGGAAGAAUCAUGGAUUAAGAUGAGGUAUUAUGAUGCUGAGUCCAUAGAAACAGAUGAAAUAUUUAAUCAAAUUCGCACGAUACAGACCGAUCCUUUGGUGUGUACUACAACUAAUUUAAACGAGUAUCUUGACAAAAUAAGCGCUUUUCCAACGACCGUUAGUGAUGAUCCAAUUGUUGUGGAUGAAAUUGUGAAUCGACCACACAAUAAACUUUCUACUAAUUUGAGGACUGAUUCUAUAUCUAAAUCCACUGAACUUUUACCCGCUAAGCCUCAACUCAAUUCCACUACGAGGCCAGCUCCUAGUAGUUCAAAGAGCUUGAGCUCAAAAGGGACAAGGGUUAGUCCUUCAAGGGGAGCUAGAGGAUCACGAGGAGGAAUAAGAGGAAAACGAGGUAGUGCUUGGACCCGGAUAUCCGGAUAG
Cetraspora pellucida is the source of this 1275-nucleotide messenger RNA. The record is from the annotation of a GenBank genome assembly. Lineage: Eukaryota; Fungi; Glomeromycota; Glomeromycetes; Diversisporales; Gigasporaceae.